AUGGCGUCCGGAGGCAUUGCCCGCGGCCGCCUCGCCGAGGAGCGCAAGUCGUGGCGCAAGAACCACCCCCAUGUGCGCGGCUUCGUGGCCAAGCCGGAGACCCUGCCGGAUGGGUCCGUCAAUCUCAUGGUCUGGCGGUGCAUCAUCCCCGGCAAGCCAGGGACUGACUGGGAAGGUGGAUAUUACCCGCUCACUAUGCAAUUUGAUGAUAAUUACCCAACCACCGCUCCUAGCUGCAGGUUCCCAGCAGGUUUCUUCCAUAUCAAUGUCUACGAUUCUGGAGCAGUAUGCCUAUCGAUCCUGGGUGGUGCAUGGAAACCUUCAAUUACAGUGAAGCAGGUUUUGGUAGGCAUCCAGGAGUUGCUUGAUGACCCAAAUCCUAACUCAUCCGCACAGCAUCGAUGCUAUGAACUCUAUAAAAAGGACAUGCCAGAGUACAGGAACAAAGUCCGUGAGCAGGCCAAGCGCUACCCUUCACGCAUGUAG
Molecule: messenger RNA, 486 nt
Organism: Triticum turgidum subsp. durum (durum wheat)
Lineage: Eukaryota; Viridiplantae; Streptophyta; Magnoliopsida; Poales; Poaceae
Source: the annotation of a GenBank genome assembly